CUGGGAACUAGAGAUUCCUAGAGGUAAGACGGCCAUGUUAUUUUGAUAGCUACAAGCAGUUCCAGGAAAAUACAAAACGUAUUUUCCUUCGAAACAGUUCACAGAGAUGCCAUCUCAACGAAGAUAUAGUUCAGCUGAUGGCUGUUGCAUCUGCGGAGUAAAUAACUCAACUGAACCGUUCGUAACUGUUGAUAAAAUUUCGCCCAACCAGAAAUCAGUAACAGAGGUGUUAUUGAAAUGUUUUCAGUUGGAAAAGGAAAGGACAGGAGAAAUCUGCGAAAGCUGCACUUCUAUUGCCAAAAAGUGGCUUAAAACAAGUAAAUCGAAACGAAAUACAACCAAUUUCAAGAAGGUUGUUGACAGCAAAAGAAGGUUCAAACAAAGAACGACUAGACGAUCAAGUCAAUCUACUGAUUAUAAUCAAGAAGGAAGCAGUAAACGUUCUAAGAAUGAUGAACCAAUUCCAAAGGCAAAGCUGCCUAGCGAAGAAAAGUCAGAAACUGAAAGCAUAAAAGAAUACAUACAGGCACCUACUGAAGAUCAGUUAUCAGAAGAGGAGCAGGAAGCUCUUCCUGAUCAGAUUGAUAAUAAUGGAAGCCCACCAUUGGCUUUUGAUUCAAACUGUCUUAGCCCAGAUAUUCCCAAUGAAGAUAGAACUGAGAUGGCUGAAAAGGAAACAGUGUCAGUUGGAACACAGACUGCAUUUUUAUUUCCUGCACUGACAUCCCCACAGGCUAAUGCAAAUAGACUGCCAUUUAUUGAUCUCUCAAAAUGGAGGCAAGAAGAGAUAUGCUGUGGUACAAUUUUCAGAGGGCCUAAUGGUGAAGUGCUUGUAGACCCUAAAUGGCUUAGGCCUUCCUGUGAGAUGUGUAACAGAAGCUCACAGCCCCCAACUCCAGUUGAAAAAGGCAACUCUGAGGAAAUAUCAGUAUUUGAUGACAAACUUGCCAGUCUUUGUUCCUAAAGAACUAUUGGAAAUUCAAACUGGAAAAUCUCUUGAUGAACAAUGCAAAGGGCAACAUCAGAAUAGAAGUUGGGCGCCACUAUUGUGUAUGGAAGACUUUCUGUUGACAUUUUCAAAAGUUGUAAAUUUUUAAAAUAAAAAGUUGUAAAAUAAUAUCAGUGUAAUAUUUGAUUUAGUCCUGAAUUUGAUUUCGUCUUAGUUAGAAAUUGUUUAAAAUAUUUUAUACUCCUUGUUUAGUUUCAAGACUCUCGUCGUUUAGGCCAUUAGUGUCAAUUCAGACAAGAUUGAAAGGUUAUGCAGUUACAAGAUUUCAUCAUGUAAGCCUCUUUUCAGCAAAAUGCAAUGCCAGGUACUAAAGUUUCAUUUAUUUUUUGAAUAGUGUUGCUUGAAAACGAAGAAAAUUAAGCAGUCAAAAUGUUUGCCCCUAGAUCAGAUAUUUGUAAUACUUUUGCAUAUUAUCCAGGUCCAGCUAUCCAUGUAGCCUUCUUGUUAACAAUCUAGGCCCUUUUUUGUUUAAAGACAGAACAAAGAUGCAGCCUUCAGUCCACUACCUUGACCUGCUUUAGUAGGAAUACCGUUACUUUAAUGAAAUGUCCAAUUCCUUAUCUACUUUUUCGAUUUUUUUUUAAAUAACUAGAUUGUCUAAAGAUAUAGAAACUAUGAAGAGUAUUGAUUAUUUUCUAUUUGAAUCUUUAUCUGUCGAUAGAUAUCAAUUUAAAGUUUAUUAUAUUCAAUUACAAAUUUAAAAGAGUUUAGUAAUAUUGCGAAAAAGUCAAAACAAGACGAUUUCUUUUUGUAUCGUUCGUAUUGAUAAAAUUGGUGGCACAGCAGGCUUUAUUGAUGUAGAUUUGUUAGUGAAUAGAUCUUUUCUGCGAUCAUUAACACCCAGAAAGGUCCAUUAAAGCUUAGGCCAUUUUCGGACCCUUAAACAAGGACAUGCCCCUCCGAGUUUAAUUACGUCUCGUUAAAGAAAUCCUUGGUUAUGCUUAGCAUCUAGCUUUAUUGGCAGUCCUGCGAAUGAAAAUCAGUGACAGGUUUCUUGAACAAAAAAAUCCAAGUCAUUCUUUUUAUUAUUUACCGGUGAGACGUUGGCAAUAUAUGCCUAUUGGUGUAUGGAUAGGAAGACUUUUCUUGUUCCCGUGUCACAUCUUGGCCCCUUACUCUUGUCUGCCAUCAUUAAAAAGUAAGCGUGUCAUCUUUGUUCUACUGUUUAUGAACUAGUUUUAUUUUACUGUUUUUGUUAUAAAUUUUGUUCGAAUUAUCGUGAAGUCGUAGUUUCUUACUCAGAAAUUCGUGUCCAAUUUUGAUUAAGUAUGUUCAAUUUUUCCAAAUUUCUACAUUUGUACCUAAGCGGUUAUCACUAUCUACUUGUGUAAA
Molecule: messenger RNA, 2341 nt
Organism: Rhopilema esculentum
Lineage: Eukaryota; Metazoa; Cnidaria; Scyphozoa; Rhizostomeae; Rhizostomatidae
Product: SIN3-HDAC complex-associated factor
Biological process (GO): negative regulation of cell migration
Cellular component (GO): Sin3-type complex
Source: RefSeq, a predicted model, not a curated record